AUGUGUCUUAUUCCAGGUGAACGCGGAAGUGGUGCGUCAGCUAUAUUGUCAAACUGGCUGAAAAAGUUCAUUCGUGAUCACCCUAGAAUCGUCGUCAUAUCACACUACACCGAGAGCGGUCAGCGGUCAGCAGAGAUAACGUCGUUCAUGAGACGAUGCACAUCAGAAUUGCGCUCGGAAUAUCGUGGACUAAAUCCCAUCAUCCAGCUUGACUUUCUAGACCUGACCGAUUUCGAUACGAUCACGGAAGCGUUUCACGCGUCGCUGUCUUUGGGGCCCUGUGUUUUAGCGCUAGACGGUCUUUACCACCUGACAGCCUGUCAAGACAUCGCUGCUCACGUCAUCAAGCAGUUGUCAUGGUUACCUAUUAAUAUUCCACCUGCAUGUCGGGUUGUGGUCUCGACGACCCGAUCAGAUAUAAGUUACAAGUAUUUAUCCAGCCGUUCUGACGUACAUCUCAUUAAUAUUCCGUCGUUGAACAGCAACGAUAAGUCGCGUGUUCUCCACGAAUGGUGUGGACUACACGCGAGUUAUCUCAACUCGCGGGACGAAGCAACAAUCCUCGCGGGAAAACUGAGUGGACGUCCCGUAUACCACGCAGUAUUGGCAAACGAGAUUCGGCUACACGGCCGCGCGGAGAUUGGGGAGAGACUACUCGAGGCCUGCACGCGCGCCCGCUGUCUGUCAGAUUUCUGGACAGCGGUUAUACACACUUGGUCCCAGGACUACAGUUGGCUCAAGCCUAACACGGUCAAGAACGGCGUUCCAGUGAAGACGCAAGUCUCCAAAGAUCGUUUUAACAAUGGUUGGAUACCUGACACACUUCGGCUUCUCGCCGUCUCCCGCGAAGGUAAGCUUUUAUAUUUGCCUUCCUCGUGA
Paramuricea clavata is the source of this 879-nucleotide messenger RNA. NCBI's taxonomy places the organism in Eukaryota, Metazoa, Cnidaria, Anthozoa, Malacalcyonacea, Plexauridae. The record is from the annotation of a GenBank genome assembly.